UAUUAUUUAUGUGAAUAGGAAUAGGAUAAAGGACAUUACCACAUAUCAAGUAGGUAACAACUAUUUGGUGAAAACACGCACUUCUUGAUUUAUCUAAUAACCUUGAGAUAAAAAGUUACAAAAGAAAAAAUGGAACAGGCCACAUGCUUGGAAAUUUUUUUCGGAUUUUACUUAAUUGAAUUUCCGGUUGUGAGUAUAGUUCAACGAAAAUAAAGUUCAUAAAUUUGACUAUUAGCCACUAACCACAACAUCGAAUGAACAUUAUAUAAAAUUAUUAUAACACAAUAAACGCGUGUCCUUUGCGUGAGGAAAUCCCAUUGGCAUAACCUUUUAAAGCAGAGUAUAAAUAUUCCUUUCAAAGAAACAAUAUCAACAAAUUAAAAAUCUUCUGAAAAUUAUCCCACUGAGUAAAUUCGAAAAGAGAAGGUCACAUUUGCAUACUGGUUUAGGCUAUCCUGUAUAAAAAAAUCAAUAGAUGAAUGUCGAGCAGAGAAUGGCGUAUUUGAAUCUGAAAGAAAUUCUGCGAUACUCAAAUAAGUUCUCAAUGAAUUAAAAUUUGAAGCAACAGAAAACCUGCGAAAAUUGAAGUAUUUCUAGAGAAUAAACAAAAAUACGAAAUAAUGGACGAAUAUCCUGUGGUGCAUAUACAACCAGACGAAAUAGUUGAAGAGGAAGAAUUUGAGCGUCUCUAUUCAGCUCCAGCCGAGAUUGUUGCACUCUUGUCAAUUUUUUAUGGUGGAAUCAGUAUCCUGUCUGUCAUUGGCAACACACUGGUGAUUUGGGUGGUUGCAACUACAAAGCAAAUGCGUACUGUUACUAACAUGUACAUAGCUAACCUGGCAUUUGCAGAUGUUUUCAUCGGUUUAUUCUGUAUACCAUUUCAGUUUCAAGCUGCUUUAUUGCAACAAUGGAAUUUACCUUGGUUUAUGUGCGGCUUUUGUCCAUUUGUGCAAACUCUUAGCGUGAAUGUCUCGGUUUUUACUUUAACGGCAAUUGCAAUUGAUCGCCAUCGAGCAAUUAUUAAUCCACUAAGAGCAAGGCCAACAAAAUUUGUAUCGAAGUUAAUUAUUGUCACAAUAUGGAUUGUUUCUAUCACAUUUGCUAUACCAUGUGCCAUUGCUUUUCGCGUAGAGUUGGUACACGAACGGAUAAGAGAGGAUGGCGUAAUCUACAAUAUGACACGACCGUUUUGCUUGAAUAAGAAUCUCUCAGAAGAGCAGUUGCAAACAUAUCGUUAUUCUUUGGUAUUUGUGCAGUACUUGGUGCCAUUUUGCGUCAUCAGUUUUGUGUACAUACAAAUGGCAGUGAAAUUAUGGGGCACUAGAACACCUGGUAAUGCACAAGAUUUGCGUGACAUGACAUUGUUAAGAAAUAAGAAGAAGGUCAUUAAAAUGCUGAUUAUUGUCGUCAUUGUAUUUGGAUUAUGCUGGUUACCACUACAGCUCUAUAACAUACUUUACGUAACAAUACCAGAAAUAAAUGAAUAUCAUUUCAUCAGCAUCAUUUGGUUUUGUUGUGAUUGGCUCGCAAUGAGUAACAGUUGCUAUAAUCCUUUCAUUUAUGGUAUUUACAAUGAAAAAUUCAAGCGUGAAUUCAAUAAACGUUUUGCGGCAUGCUUUUGUAAAUUCAAGACAUCCUUGGAUUCACAUGACCGCACUCUAUCCAUGCACACACGCGGUAGUUCCCUACGUUCCAGUUACAUGAGUUCCUCAAUGCGUAUGCGUAAUAACAUAUUCUCAUCCAGUCAUCAACACCCUGUUAGAACGGCACAUUGCUACCGUCCAGGGCAGAUGAAAAUUGGUAAAAAUGGCCACAACAACAUUUACAAUGUCAUGACUUUCGGUAAUAACACUGCGAACAAUUUUAAUGGAGGCGUUGAUGCUAACAUUAUUGUUGGUGUACAUGAUGCAAAUAAUGUUGGUCCGUUAAUGUACCAGUGGAGGCGUAAUAACUUUAAGCCGUUACAUCCAGAUGUCAUUGAAAAUGAAGAUGAUAUGGGAUUGAUGGAGUUGCCGUCAACACCGCCAUCAGAGAUACCUUCCGGUACGUAUGGCAACACGGUUGAUACGAUUAAAAGCGACUCGAAUGAAAGUUCCAGUUGUAUUUGUGAACAAGAAUUAGGUAGUCGCACUGAGUGUGAUGGCACUUGUAUACUGAUGGAAGUUGCACGUGUGCAGGCACCGCACACUGACAUCGUCGAAGCUACGGACAAGGACAUACAAUUUUAAAUGUUCCAAGCACUGCAGGUGUUGUGAUUUAGCAAUGCACAUA
Messenger RNA from Teleopsis dalmanni, 2271 nucleotides. Its product is annotated as RYamide receptor. NCBI's taxonomy places the organism in Eukaryota, Metazoa, Arthropoda, Insecta, Diptera, Diopsidae. Gene Ontology annotation, cellular component: membrane. Gene Ontology annotation, biological process: G protein-coupled receptor signaling pathway. The record is from RefSeq and is a predicted model, not a curated record. Gene Ontology annotation, molecular function: neuropeptide Y receptor activity. The transcript is spliced from 8 exons. Bases 621 to 2228 code for a protein of 535 amino acids.